Molecule: messenger RNA, 1007 nt
Organism: Cetraspora pellucida
Lineage: Eukaryota; Fungi; Glomeromycota; Glomeromycetes; Diversisporales; Gigasporaceae
Source: the annotation of a GenBank genome assembly
AAAUGGUUCAUGAGUUUACUCUUACUUUACUAUCUGAUUGUCUUAUACAAAUUGGAUCACAAAUAUUGUUUUUUGCUUUUGGAUGGAUAUUUUUAGUAAAGAAACUAUUCAAGGAUUAUGAGUCCUCUACUGAUCGUCGCGAUGCUCAGAGCUUUAUGGAAAAUCAAAUUAAUUUAAGUUCUCUUUCAGAUAACUUUUCGACAAGUCUCACCGAUUCUACAAAAAUUCCUCAGGGUGAUGUAUUUAUACAAUUCGGCAUGAGUCGUGUAAGCGUAAUAGGUGUGUUUCAAUUUGAUGCUCCAGAACAUGAGUUCUUGAGACAAGUCACAGACGCUGAUAUACAAGCUGCCGAAAAGAAAUAUAUUCAAACACUAGAUAUAAUUUUAAGUAAAAAAAGGCGCAUUUUGAUUUCUCAAGCACGCCAAAGAAGCGCUGUAGAGCAAGGUUCUCGAGUUGGUGGAUUUAUGCGAAAAAUGAUUAAUACGAUGGUCAAUCACAUGGGAAUAGGUGGCGAAAACAUUGGUAUGCUGCGUCAAGAAGUCGUUGGAUUGGAAAAUCUUAGUCGUCAGUUAUUUAUAGAUAUUGAUGAUUUAUAUCAAGAGCGGUUUUUUCGGGCUGUUUCAAAUUCGGUGUCGCGAAAUGACAUUGUCCUAUUAUUGGCACAAAUCAUGGGAAUGUACUUUCUAAGAUCAAUAGAAUUCAGUUUCUAUCAUCGAUGGUUUGAUGUAAUAUUUCUUGUGAGUGGGUUGGCAAGUGUUGUUUUCUUAUACUUUGUCCAUCAGGCCAAUAAGAGUAAUGUCAUGCUUUCCUCUGCUUCAAUGAGUUCCAUAUCACCUGGAUCAAGCGGAGGAUCGUCUACUACUCCAACCAGUGAUUACACAACUAAUUAUUCUCCCAAUUACUCACCUUCCGGUAUGGGAAACUCUCUUAAUAAUAGGGUAGGAGAUUGGGAACAUGCAAGUGGAACUAGCAGAUGGGUCAAUACUGGAUUAUAUCACCGCGACUAA